UCCACAGAUCCAAUAUUGGGGCAACAAGUACGAGCUGAUACCGCCUCCAAAAUUGUGUGGGUCUUGCUUUCCCCUUAGCACCCCUCUUGGGAGUAACGCAGGGCAUGAAUUCCCGGAAACCAAAUCUUUUCUUAGAAAUCUUUAAUCGGGAAGAUGCUUUGUUACGCAUGGGAAGCAGCACUGCUCAUAAACCUUUCUUGAAGAAGCCGUUGAAUAUUAAACACUGGCUUUGCAGUAAAAAUGCUCAAGAAAGACCAAUGUUGGCGCUGUGAUACCAUUUGUACAGCGCCCGCUCCCAAGAUCUGCACUAGAUGCGAAGUGGCUUACUACUGCAGUCGAAAGUGUCAAGAUAGCGAUAUGUUUCGACACCAAGUGGAUUGCCAAACAGCUGCGUUGAAGAGGACGUGUUCUGGGUGUGCUAAGGAAAGCACAGGAUUAAAGAAGUGCGGUAGUUGCAUGAAAGCAUGGUAUUGUGGUCCGGCAUGUCUCAAGAAAUCCUGGCCGACGCACAAAAUAUGCUGUCACGAGAUAACAAAGAAGACAAGCGAACUGUCUGAUGAGAUGAAGAAAUAUUACGACUUCAUAAAGUUGACUCCAGGCACGGCAUUUGUUUAUUACUGGGGUAAUAUUCCCGCCGUGGAUCUGAUAAAUUUUCCCCUGAACGAAGGUUGUGAGUAUUCCAAACCGUUCUCAGCCCUUGUUUGUGGCGUUGGUGAUCCUCGAAAUGUCGUGCUGUCCAUCUCGCAACUUCCUGAAGCUUAUCAAGAAGAGCUCACCUUUGUUUUGAACGACAUCUGCGCUUGCACUCUCGCCAGGACGGUUCUUUUACUGUAUCUGCUAUUCAAAGGUGGGGAACAAGUCGCAAGUUCCGUGACGCAGAUCUGGUAUUCACUGCGACUCAGUGGAAAAGACCAGCAGCUUGUUAUCCGCACACUUCAAGAACUGAUCCAGGCAUCUAACCUUGAAGAGCUGACAAGAGGCGCGAUGAAGAUGAACCAAGACCAGUUCCAAAAACUUGGAAAGGUGUGGCGUACUUGGCUUGAUCUUAGUUCUCGCUCAGGAGACUGGAUUACAGAGGCCCGACGCAGGCGCUUUGAUAGUUAUGAUGCUAAGAUCGGAAUGAAGCUCUACUUAGAAGAAAUCCCAAAGCAACAUAAGAAAUCCGCAUCUGACUGGUUUGCAAACGGGAUUCUGUUACCCAGAGAAUCUAGAAGCGCGCUUCCUCAUGAGAACUUUACCCUCACAGGUUCAGACUUCCAAAUCAGUCGCAAUAUGGGUGCUUUCUCUUAUAUCCUUCAGUCAAGUGUUAAUCCAUUCACAUGUUGGGACUACAAAGACGUCCAACAACUGAGUCAGUCUGCUUCAAUUCUUAAGAUGUACAGCGAUUAUGUGAGUCUCGUUCUUAAGAAAUGCGCCUUAAACAUGGCCACGGGACAGGUGACGUUCCAGUUCCUGUUGUGCAACUGCUUGGAGAUGGUUCCGUUUCUUCCCCCAGAUCGGAAGUACGACCGAGUGACCACAUCCAACAUUGCUGACUAUGUGCCACUGGCCAAUCUACUGGACAUGUACAAGCCACUGCUAAACCCCAGUAACCCUUCCUCAGUCAUUGUCACCGAGUUCCAGAAUUGGAUUCAAUUUACAAAUUUGAUGGAAGAGGCAAAGAUACGUGCUCACAACAUGGUUCCCGGCGAUAGCUUUCGCAGAAAAGUCUUUGAAGACACCAAAAAUUGGGCAAUUGCGAAUUCUACCGCGAGGCAAGCUUUCGCGGAAUACCACGACCACAGUGAAGAGUUUAUCAUGUUCCUCCGCGCUGCUUUGCUGAUCUCUGAAGCGGCGCACGAGCGCAAGCACAAGCGCACGUGGAAAUCAGUAGCUGAGUAUAAUGGGUUGAUUGCACGCAACUUCCUUCGCUGCCAAAAUCGAGUCUUUCCCGCCAAGUGGCUGCUGAAUUGCCGUAGAGUCACCAUGUUGAAUGGAUAUGAGAGAGCUGUGGAAUGGAUUGUCAAAUCACGCUAACAAGAUAUACGCGAACGAUUCCGAAAAACAACAAACAAUGAUCAUCAUUUUCCUCGGACAUACAGGACUUUAACUGCAUUGAAUAUUAGACAGGACCUAAGUGUAAGAUAAAAAAGCCCAGUACUUAAGUUCUUUCAGCACAUUUUUUUUAUUUUGUAUCCACGCCGGUCCGUUUUUUGCCUUUUUAUUGUUGGAGUAUUUAUAAUAUAGCGAGUGCUAUUGUGUUA
Messenger RNA from Orbicella faveolata, 2243 nucleotides. RefSeq lists its product as uncharacterized. The record is from RefSeq and is a predicted model, not a curated record. Lineage: Eukaryota; Metazoa; Cnidaria; Anthozoa; Scleractinia; Merulinidae.